Molecule: messenger RNA, 928 nt
Organism: Pongo pygmaeus (Bornean orangutan)
Lineage: Eukaryota; Metazoa; Chordata; Mammalia; Primates; Hominidae
Product: CMT1A duplicated region transcript 15 protein-like protein
Exons: 2
Coding region: 102-746 (214 amino acids)
Source: RefSeq, a predicted model, not a curated record
UUGGUGGGAGAUGCUCAAGAAAGCAAGAUGUUCUCGUGUUGCUUCCCCACUUUGAGAGGUUGCUGCUUCAGGAAUGGAGGGAGUGAGAGUCUUUUCCGACGAUGCCGAAAAAGUCUCAUCCCUCACCCCAGACGCCUGUGGCCCUUUGUAAGAAGGCGCACCCAGCUCCUGGUCCAUAUGUAGAAAUGAGAGCACUGCCAGCACCAGCUGUCGAGCCAGAGCCAGCAUGGGAAGAGCCCCCUCCAGAGAGAGCGCUGGAGCUAGAGGGAGCUCCAGCCAAGGACCAGACCAACGAGGAUCUGCCUGAAAUCAUGGCACCUACUGUAGCCACUGGCCUUAGCCCUGGAGCUGAAAGCGUGGCUGGAGAGAGAAGUGGGAGGGAAGGGGUGACUAGCACAGCUUCAGCCAGCAGCUCCCAUGCUGCCCCUAGUCCUGGGCACAGUGGCAAACAUGCAGGCAGAGAGCAGAGCAUUAGGCCUGAGCUCCUGUACCUCACUGGAGAGAGGCAUCUCUCAUUCAUUAUAGCCACAGCCCUGCUGCUGCAGGUCCUGUUUAUUCUCCUAGUCCUGGUGGGGUUUAUCUGUGUGCAGGAGGUGCUGGAGAGCAUUAAAAGAAGGCUAGGAAGAAGAGUUCCAGCAGCUCCUCCUGCUCCCGGAGGCAACCUCCUCCUCCAGACAUGGAUGUGUGUCCGCAACUGGGCAUCCAGGCUGUUUGCCCCUAAUGUGCUGCCCGGGACAGGCCCUUAACAGGCGGGCAGGGGGUGAGGGGACCAGGAGGUGGCUCCAAAAGGUACAGCAAACAAAGAUUUUAAAGACAGCCCUUGUGCCCCAGGCUCUCAUGCCGCCACCUGCCCUACCAUUUAUUAAUAGUGUUAGAAUUACAAGUUGAUGAAACGACAUUAAAAUAAAGUUUGAUUUCUGAAACUUCA